CGGCAUCCCUGUCGUAGACAGGUAUUCUACACUUACUAACCAUGUCCAGCAUCGCAGCAUGCAUGACGCAGAUGUCCGUUCGAUAUCCGGGCCGCCAGAUCUUUCCCAUGGGCUGGCUAUCCCCAUAUCGGCAUCCCAAAUGUCUACAAGUUUUUGCAUCAAAUAUUCUCACCACUCGUGUGUGAUCCCUUGCUGCGGUUGAUUCCCUUCCGCGGCUCUCAGAUUCUGGUUCGAAGAGUGUGACCGCUUUCUCACGCGCCUCGACUGCCCUUCCGGGCGAACAUACUCGCUGCGAGGCCUGCGUUCCCAGCUUUCCCCCUACUUGACUCGCCAUACUUCGACAUCCGGCAGGACUCUGCACACAUACUUCAGUCCAUGCCAGCGUUUUCUGGGUUCUGAGCCCGGCGCUCCGGAAGACGGACGAGGCAUGGCUCGCCAAGAGGGGGACGGGCGGCCGUCCAGCCGUGGACCAGACUCGACUUCGAAAGCUGCGGGCAUGGACGGCGGGAAACCGAAAAGUACGGAGGAGAGUCAACCCGGAUCGGCGGAGGAAAAGAAGCCCGGCCGAGUGGCCGCCCUCUUCACCAAAUUGGGGCUCGAUGCGCCCACCGUGUGCACCAUGUUCAAAGGCUCUCUGCCUCCAACAAUCGGCAUCGCUAUGUGUCACGCCCCAGUGGUGGCAUCCUACUUCAUCACCCUUGGCUAUCUGGUCCCCGUCAUCAGCGUGUUUGCCAUGGCCAUCAUGCCCCGGGGCAAGUUCAUGAUGAAUCUCUUGCUCAGCCUCCUGGCCGUCUGUUUUGGGUCGGCCGUGUCCAUGCUCGCCCUCUGGUCCGCCGUGCAGGCUCGCCUCCACACCACCCCGGCAGGGACACCUCCCACUGCAACUCCGACAUACAAUUCGAGCCAGUCGGCCGUAUGCGCCGUCUGGCUUUUUGCCAAUAUCUGGUUCGGCAACGUUGUGCGUGCCAAGUUGCCCGCCUUCAACCUACCCAUCAUUAUUUACAGCAUCCUCGUCAACGUGUCAGCCACGUUCGGCCCCAUCAUGACCACCAGUGCCGCGGCUCAGCUCUACAUGCAAGAACUGCUGACUGCCAUGCUGACCGCCCUCGCACUGGCUUUCGGCGUGAACCUUCUGGUGUUUCCCGUCAGCAGCCGGGUCGUGGUCUUCAAGGAGCUCGCCGACGCCAUGGGCUUGCUAAGAAGAUUGGUCGCGCUGCAAAAAGAGUACCUCUCCAGUCUCGAAACGGAUGCCACCUUCAACGCCGCGACGCACACCGAGACCUUCCUAGCCAAGGGAGACGAAGAAACCGAUGUCGGGCAAAAGAAGCCAUCCUUGACGAAGGAGGCCGAAGCAGCGAAAGCCCUGGAGGAAACGGGGUCCAAAUUGAGGGAGCUGGCAGGCAAAUUGCAUGCGGACCUGCCCUUCGCCAAACGCGACAUUGCCUGGGGAAAGCUCGACGCCAAAGACCUCAGCGAGGUCUACACGCUGUUUCGCCACGUCUAUAUCCCCGUACUGGGCAUGAACACAAUUAUCGACAUCAUUAAGCGUUUUUCGGAACGCUCCGACUGGGAGAACCCUGGUGGCAUCCCUGACGAGACCGCUGAUGAGAAGGACAUUGAGAAGCGUGUAUGGAAUGAGGUCAUGAAACAGGUACAUGAGCCCUUCGAGAUUCUGUCCAAGGCGGUUGAUCACGGCCUCGAGCAUGCCGCAUUGUGCCUGGGGCUCGUCCCAAGACCCAAGAAGAGGUCCAACCCUUCCGACGCCGACGUCGAAGCAGGCGCGGAGCCUAUGCCUGGAGACCCAGGAUUUGCUAGCGUGCUGGAUAAUAGGGUCCAGGCGUUCUACUCGAGGAAGGGAGAGCUGCUGAGGAAGUGGGUUGAGGAAAGGGGCAUCAACUUUGACGGAGGAGCCGCCGACCAGCCCUCCUUCCGGAGCGAGCGCGAUCAGGUGCAGCUCUAUAUCAUCGUCUACUUGGAAAACCUGAUGCACGCCGCCGGCGAGGCCGUCCAGGACCUCGUCGAUUUUGCCGAUGAGAAGAUCCAAGACGGGACCAUGUCCAAACACCGGCUCAUCACGCCCACCGUCAACCGCUUGCGCAAGUGGGUCAAGGCCGUCUUCAGCAGCGAGGAUUCGUCCGCCGAACAGUCCCCCGACGCCAUGGAAACUGGCGCCAACAUUGUCGACUUCGGAGGCGGAUACAACCGCAAGAGGGAUCCUGAACAUCUACCUCCCAAGACCGCGUGGGAGCGCUUUGGCAAUGGUCUGCGGAAGAUCCCCAAGUUCUUCGGGUCCGAAGAGUCCGCUUUCGGUUUCCGAGUGGCCUGCGCGACCAUGACCAUAGGGAUCGCCGCCUUCCUGGAAAGCACCCAGCGCUUCUUCAGGGAGCAAAGGUUGGUCUGGGCCAUGGUCAUCGUAUCUCUGAGUAUGACUAUGACUUCUGGGCAGUCCUUCUUCGGCUUCCUCUGCAGAAUCGGUGGCACAAUCAUCGCCAUGUGCCUCUCUCUCAUCGUCUGGUACAUCGUGGAUGGCCACGUCCCCGGAGUCAUCGUUCUCCUGUGGCUUUCCAUCUUCAUCAACUACUACUUUAUUAUCAAGUUCCCUCGUUUCCUCACUGCCAUCCUGAUCACCAUCGUCACCCAGGUUCUGAUCAUCAGCUACGAGCUUCAAGUGCUCGCCAUCGGCCGCGCCGCCGCAGAGCGGACCGGCCAGCCAGUCCACCCGACUUACUUGCUGGCCCCGUACCGCGUGGCCUGCGUGGCCGGAGGGAGCUUGAUUGCUUUCAUCUGGACCAUUUUCCCAUCGCCCCUGACCGAUCGGACCUGGUUGCGGCGCGAUUUAUCGGCGACGCUUUAUCUCCUGGCCAACUACUUCGGGGUCAUCAGCUCCUCUCUUCGGUCGAACGUCCGUGGCACUGCAGGCGACAUCAACAUGCCUGGAAGCCCGGCGCAUCAUUUGCACAAGGUCAGCCGUAAGAUCUACGGCAAGGUCAUGAUGUUAGUCUCAUCCAUGUCGCAACACUCCGAGUGGCAGAGAUGGGAGCCCACCGUCGGUGGCAAGUUUCCGCGCGAGACAUACCACGACAUCAUCACCCGAAGCACUCGCAUCAUGGCCUACUUAACUCUGAUAAGCUACACGAUCAUGCACCCUACACGCGUGCGCCUGAGCGACGUGGCCGACAGGGGCGACCACGACGAGCGACACCCGAGACGCUCCGGCCUACGAGGCGCCUCUCUCUCCCUCCACACCCGCUCCCGCCACCCCUCCGCUUCCCCCACCAACCGCGAAUGGCUCGGCGCCCUGGCCGAUGUUCUCGACAUCCUCAAACCCACGCACCACACCAUCCUAUCCACCCUCACGCUCCUGUCCAACUCGCUGCUCUCCGGCCAGAGCUUGCCGCCCUUCUUGCCCCUCCCGCGGCCGUACGAGAUGACGCGCCAAUUCAUGCGCAUGCGCCAGUCCGCGCUCGCGACCCCCGACCGGGCCACAGAAGACGUCGCUGACGGCGCGCCGAUCACGAUGGUCGACUCCCGCACCGGCCGCGCCGACGACUCCUGCCACCACCAUCCCGAUCCCGAUCAGGGUGUCCGGCGGCGCCAUGCCGUGGCCAACAUCCUGGACCCCAGGAACGUCGGGCAGCCCGGGUACGCCGAGUUUGCGGUGCUCCAGGUGUGCACGACGCUGAUCUGCGGCGACCUGGCCGGGUUGGUGAGAGCUGUGAGCGGGCUGGUCGGCGUGGUGGAUUUCAGCUUCCGGCUAGGCGCAAGUUACUCGAGCUUGGAUCUGCCCGCGGAGCGUGGGAAGCGAAAGGUGCAUUAGACUUCGACAUGGUGUUUGGGAUGAGCUGGGGAUCGAGAGGCACCGCGGGGCCCGCCUCGGCGUACUUGCUCUGCGUGAAGGUCGACCACAGCUGGCCGAUGAAGGAGCGGUCGUCGCGGUGGUACAUACAAGUCUCCCAGCAGCGGCUUGAUGGCCUCGGUGACCUCCUCGGCCCCGUAGAAAUGGAUCCUUCUGUUGGCUGUGUCAGCAUU
Molecule: messenger RNA, 4029 nt
Organism: Thermothielavioides terrestris NRRL 8126
Lineage: Eukaryota; Fungi; Ascomycota; Sordariomycetes; Sordariales; Chaetomiaceae
Exons: 5
Coding region: 428-3817 (1129 amino acids)
Source: RefSeq, a predicted model, not a curated record